Messenger RNA from Pistacia vera, 1701 nucleotides. RefSeq names its product cinnamyl alcohol dehydrogenase 1. The record is from RefSeq and is a predicted model, not a curated record. The transcript is spliced from 5 exons. Gene Ontology annotation, molecular function: cinnamyl-alcohol dehydrogenase activity; zinc ion binding. Gene Ontology annotation, biological process: lignin biosynthetic process. Lineage: Eukaryota; Viridiplantae; Streptophyta; Magnoliopsida; Sapindales; Anacardiaceae. Bases 382 to 1458 code for a protein of 358 amino acids.
GGAGACUGACAUAUGCAUGACGCAUAUUACUGAAAACAGAAACCAAGAAGCUAAGCUUGCUUCCCUGAUCAAUCAAACGACAUAAUCAAUCCAACUGCCCCAGUUUCAGUAGACCCAUCUAAUUCAUCGACGAUCCUGACGUGGCUCAAUCAUAUUUGGGCAGUGUGAAUGUGCAUAGGAACAAGGAAGCAUGAAAUCAGCCACCAAAUCCAUCUCAUCUCACCUACCGCACCAGCUUGCUGAGAUGUCCAUAGCUUUCCUUUCACUUUGUUCGAGCCUAUUUAUACUUUAUUUGAUUCUUACGACCCCAAAUCCAUCUGCCCAUCUCUCCUUCACGCCUAACAUAACCACACUGCUCACAAAAGCAGACAUUUUAAACAAAUGGGUAGCCUCGAAAAUGAGAAAACUGUAGUGGGAUGGGCGGCCAGAGACCCCUCUGGAGUCCUGUCACCUUAUACUUACACUCUUAGGAACACAGGAGCUGAAGAUGUUCUCAUCAAGGUUAUUUGCUGUGGAAUUUGCCACUCUGACCUUCAUCAAAUCAAAAAUGAUCUCGGCAUGUCUAACUACCCAAUGGUUCCAGGACAUGAAGUUGUGGGAGAGGUGAUUGAAGUGGGUUCUGCUGUCACCAACUACACUGUUGGCGAUGUAGUUGGCGUUGGAGUUAUCGUCGGAUGCUGCAGAAACUGCCGCCCGUGUAACUCGGAUAUCGAGCAAUAUUGCAACAAGAAAAUCUGGUCUUACAACGAUGUCUACACUGAUGGCAAGCCCACUCAAGGUGGCUUUGCGGAGUCCAUGAUCGUUGAUCAAAAGUUUGUAGUGAAAAUACCAGAAGGGAUGGCACCAGAACAGGCUGCGCCACUUUUAUGUGCUGGUGUGACUGUGUACAGCCCACUGAGUCACUUUGGACUGAAACAAAGUGGACUAAGAGGAGGAAUAUUGGGGCUUGGAGGAGUAGGACACAUGGGGGUGAAGAUAGCCAAGGCAAUGGGACACCAUGUCACUGUGAUUAGCUCUUCUGAUAAGAAAAGAGCAGAGGCUUUGGAUCAUCUGGGUGCUGACCGGUACCUGGUCAGCUCGGAUGCAACUCAAAUGCAAGAAGCGGCUGACUCACUUGAUUACAUAAUUGACACUGUGCCUGCUUUUCACCCUCUUGAGCCCUACCUUUCCUUGUUGAAGCUUGAUGGGAAGUUGAUCUUGAUGGGUGUUAUUAACACUCCCCUGCAGUUUGUCACCCCUAUGGUUAUGCUUGGGAGAAAGACAAUAACAGGGAGCUUCAUUGGGAGCAUGAAUGAAACAAAAGAAAUGCUUGAAUUUUGUAAAGAGAAAGGAUUGACUUCCACAAUUGAAGUUGUGAAGAUGGAUUAUGUGAACACAGCAAUCGAGAGACUCGAAAAGAACGAUGUUAGAUAUCGUUUUGUUGUGGAUGUUGCAGGAAGCAAGCUUGAGCAGCAAUAGAAAAAAAAAAACCAUUCUAAAAACCCCUUCAACAAAAAUAUACUGAAAUUAAUACAUGUUGAAUGUGAAUCUGUUUCCAAUUUGCCCUUUUUUGUUUGUUUCUGCAUUUGUUUUGGAGAUGCUGUGUUCUUCCGGUAAUAAAUUGAUAAGAAGAUGAGGUGGUGUUCUCAGUAAGCUACCUUCAAUUAUUGUCAUUGAAAUUUAUAAUGUAUCUAUCUGGGUGUGGGGCCUCUGAGUGUUAAA